CUGUUGUUGGGCCAGUGGAGGCCUGGCUCUGUAACUGCAGGAACUACCUUGAGUAACAGGCUGUCCCCUCUGUCUAUGUCGUGCCCGUCCCCUUCUCUCAGUGAAAUGCCUUUUGGCCGCAGGCCCACCUUUCACCGAAACAUUUGCACCAAAGUGCUGCUGGCUGAGGGCAGAGAGUCACCCUUCACUGAGCACUGCCGCAACUUUGAGAAGAGCUACAGGGUUCUUCAGACAGAGGUCCAGAGGCUGAAGGACGAGGUUCAGGAGAUUCACAGAGACCUAACAAAACAUCACUCUCUCAUCAACACGGACACUAUGGAUGAGAUCCUGGAAAGGUCUGUACUCAUUGACGAACAGAUCGUGUCUCAGUAUUCUGCUGUGCAGACCCAGAGGGCCAUAUUUGAGGAGAUAUGGGAUGUGACCUUUCAAAGAGUAACCAAAGAGCAAGAGAUCUACGAAGCACAGCUCCAUGACCUUCUGCAGCUGAAGCAAGAAAAUUCCUACUUGACAACCAUUGCACGACAAAUUGGACCCUACAUCUUAUCCAUAGCAAAAGUAAAAGAGCGUCUGGAACCCAGGUUUCAAACGCCUGAGAAUGACUGCGUGGACACUGUAGUGAAAAUAUGUGAGGACAGUGCAAUGACUGCUGAACAAAACCGCUGCAAUGAGAAGAGUCGCUCAGCAGGAUAUGAUCGGGACCCUGGCACAGACAACUCUCUUAUCCUGCCGCCUGGUGAAACGCUACUAAAGAGCAGUGACUUCUGCUGGCAGGGAAAGCAGAUAAAUAUUUCAAAGGCCUCUUGCGGCAAAGAGCUGCCACUAUAGAGCUGCAUGUCAGAUGAUGGGGAACACUGACCACAAAUGUGGCAUGUACUUUCAAGCAUGUGCUAGAUGUCAACACAUGAACAUGGGGCUUUACAGUAACUGAAAAAUAAGAAGGGCAUGAAUGGAAUAUUGAUAACAUGAGUGUGUCAAAUCAAAUGGACCUUAACUAUAAACCGUUUGGAUCGGAUGGUCCAUAAAUGUUUC
Molecule: messenger RNA, 1029 nt
Organism: Sinocyclocheilus anshuiensis
Lineage: Eukaryota; Metazoa; Chordata; Actinopteri; Cypriniformes; Cyprinidae
Gene: rnf207a
Product: ring finger protein 207a
Exons: 7
Coding region: 76-825 (249 amino acids)
Biological process (GO): regulation of heart looping; regulation of cardiac muscle contraction
Cellular component (GO): perinuclear region of cytoplasm
Molecular function (GO): transmembrane transporter binding; Hsp70 protein binding
Source: RefSeq, a predicted model, not a curated record